AUGGAGCAGCUGACUGGAAGUGCAGGCAACAGCGAGUUGAACAAGGGCGACCCAUCACUUCCAUCGCUGCAGAUGCUCUUCUCCGUGGUGUUGCGAGCGCGUCUUCAGCAAAGCGAGGAGUUUCGCAAAGCCGACCCGCAGCUGCUGAUGAUGCAGCGGUCGGACCUCUUCACUCUCGUUUUGCAGGGGCAGUCGCUGCAAGAGUUCAAAGAGCUCUCCGGCGACACAAGCUCCUGGCCUGCAGCUUCGUUCCCAGAGAGCCCAAUACCCGUUAACUACGGAAUGUGGCGUAAAUUAUACAGGGCUUCAUAUGAUGAUUUACGCUAA
This is a messenger RNA of Symbiodinium sp. CCMP2592, 327 nucleotides long. The record is from the annotation of a GenBank genome assembly. Lineage: Eukaryota; Dinophyceae; Suessiales; Symbiodiniaceae.